This is a messenger RNA of Eleginops maclovinus (Patagonian blennie), 1923 nucleotides long. It is a transcript of the gene timm44, whose product is annotated as translocase of inner mitochondrial membrane 44 homolog (yeast). The coding region runs from base 33 to 1406 and encodes 457 amino acids. Gene Ontology annotation, biological process: protein import into mitochondrial matrix. The transcript has 13 exons. NCBI's taxonomy places the organism in Eukaryota, Metazoa, Chordata, Actinopteri, Perciformes, Eleginopidae. Gene Ontology annotation, cellular component: mitochondrial inner membrane. Gene Ontology annotation, molecular function: protein-folding chaperone binding. The record is from RefSeq and is a predicted model, not a curated record.
CCGGAAGAAGGUCACGCGCAGCAACAUUCAAGAUGGCGACCCCCUUGUGUCAGUGUUACCAGAUCUGUGUGAGGAGAGGCUUGGUGGCUUUCCCUUCCUCCUACCUGCUCCUUCACAACAGACCCACUGUCUACAGGAUACAUGGGCUGCUCACAUGCUCUUCACAGUCCCCCUCAGUGCAGGUUAGGUACAUGUCGGGCGAGAGAGGCGGGGGCAGGAAAGGUUUCAUCGGAGAGUUAGUGGACAACAUAAAGCAGGAGCUCAACAAAAACAAAGAAAUGAAAGACAACAUCAAGAAGUUCAGAGAGGAGGCCAAAAAGCUGGAGGAGUCAGAGGCGCUGAAACAAGCUCGAAGGAAAUUCAAAACAAUAGAGUCAGAAACGGUGAAGACCUCCGAUGUUCUCCGGAAGAAGCUGGGAACCAUCUCAGAGAGCGUCAAAGAGGGGCUGGAGGAGGUGAGUCGUACGGACAUUGGAAAGAAAAUCAAGGACGGAAUGGAGGAAGCAGCCAAAUCAGCGAAGACCUCAGCGGAGUCCGUGUCUAAAGGUGGAGAGAUGCUGGGGAAGACCGGAGCCUUCAGAGCGAUUUCACAGGGCAUGGAGAGUGUGAAGAGGGAGAUCGAUGACCUGGGUCACACCGGUUCUUAUCGGCCUCCCGCCAGACUGAGGAAGAGGAGCGAGUUCUCCUCUAAGGGCGCCGAAGAGGAGGGCAAGGUGUUCGAAGCCAACGAGGAUGCAAUGGGUGUGGUGCUGCACAAAGACUCCAAAUGGUACCAGCAGUGGAAGGACUUCAAAGACAACAACACGGUCUUCAACAGGUUCUUUGAGAUGAAGAUGAAGUACGACGAGAGUGAGAACGCGCUCAUCAGAGCCUCUCGAGCUGUCACCGAAAAGAUGACCGACGUGUUAGGCGGGCUGUUCUCUAAGACGGAGAUGUCUGAAGUGCUCACAGAGAUUUUAAAAGCCGACCCAUCCUUCGACAAAGACACUUUCCUCAAGCAGUGUGAACGAGAUAUCAUCCCUAAUAUACUGGAGGCGAUGAUCCAAGGGGAGCUGGAGGUGCUGAAGGACUGGUGUUAUGAAGCGACCUACAGUCAGCUGGCACAUCCAAUCCAGCAAGCCAAAGCCAUGGGACUCCACUUCCACUCUCAGAUCCUGGACAUCGACAACAUUGACUUGGCCAUGGGGAAGAUGAUGGACCAGGGCCCGGUGCUGAUCAUCACCUUCCAGGCUCAGCUGGUCAUGGUGAUCCGAAACAGCAAAGGAGAGGUGGUGGAGGGGGACCCUGGAAAAGUUAUCAGGAUGAUGUACGUGUGGGCUCUGUGUCGGGACCAGGAGGAGCUGAACCCGUACGCCGCAUGGAGACUACUGGACAUCUCCGCGUCGAGCACCGAGCAGAUCCUCUAAGACUCUUUUUAAACACUCAGAGAGAGAACAUGCUGUACCUGAAGAAGAAGCCCUGGAGCAUGCUGGGAAGAAGAGAGAAGGGUGGUGUUGAGAGACAAACAAGUAUCAUGGAGACGUGACACUGAACACUUUCUCUUUUUACGUCACUGGCUUUCUGUGAUUCCUUUGACAGCCCGGCAGUGAUUCCUCUGGCUCACACUAGGGGGCGACGCACCCCCAACAACUCUCAAUCAGUGUCUCCUGCAGCGCCUCUAAGGAUGUCCAUUUAUUGCAGGGAAAAAUGAAGUUCUAUACCUCGGGUUCAGCUCUUUGAUCAUGAAUAUUAAGCAAACAGAGAGCUGAUUUGGAGCUUAAUUGUCAGGUAGAUGUCGGCACCUCUGUCCCUCACACCUCCUCUGCCAAUCAGGAACCAUGUCUGUAUAGUAAUUGUUAAAAUGUGAGAAAAAGUCUAUAUUUAUUAUGAAAAAAUAAAGAUGACGUCCACUACUUUUCACACUAAAAGACCUUUUCAAAAAUA